This is a messenger RNA of Rhopilema esculentum, 3410 nucleotides long. Its product is annotated as polycomb group RING finger protein 1-like. The record is from RefSeq and is a predicted model, not a curated record. NCBI's taxonomy places the organism in Eukaryota, Metazoa, Cnidaria, Scyphozoa, Rhizostomeae, Rhizostomatidae.
AAAGAAAAAUGCUGUGUAAGAGUGUUGUUGAAAUAUUUUUCCUUUCUGAUUUCAUUUUUCUACUUAAAAACCCUUUUCAAAUUAUGGCGGGAAAUGAAUCACGUGACACCGUGACGUAGAUUGUGAUAAUUUGUUAUUGCUGCUACUGGUAUACAGUGCAAUAUUAACGUUUACAACACGCUUCUAAACGAAUUCAGUUCGUCUGGACCUGUCGCGUUGUGUUUCGUAAACUCUCUAUUAAUGACAGGAAAAUUCCGAGUUAUCACAAUGUACGUCAUAGGGUCACGUGAUAAAAAGCAAAAUUGCGCCCCCUGAUUAGAAUUUUUUGUUCUAAACCAGGAAAAACUUACUUCUAAAUGAUGAUCUAUAAGUUAAUGACAAGAAAAGAUAGGGUGAAAAGUGUGUCACUUGUCCUUUAACAUUUGCAAGCCCAGAUAUUGGAAGCCUCGGUCCUGAAGCUUGCCUCGUUAUUGUCUUGUAGCCAUUCCGUUCAAGAUGGCGUCUUGAGGAAAGAUUAUUUUAACCUUGAAAAACAUACAAGAUAAGAUGGAUUAUGCCUCGACAUUACAAAUUAAGAUUCGGGAAAUCAAUCCGCAUAUCGUUUGCAGCCUCUGUGCUGGCUACUUCAUCGAUGCCACGACGAUAAUCGAGUGCCUCCACACAUUUUGCAAGAGCUGCCUUGUGAAAUAUUUACAAUCAAGCAAAUUCUGUCCAACAUGUAAUACGAAAAUUCAUGAAACUCAUCCUUUAAGCAAUAUUAGGCUCGAUCGCACAUUGCAAGAUAUCGUUCAAAAUAUAGUACCGGGGUUGUAUGAAAGCGAAAGAAAAAAGAAGAUCGAAUUCUACACCAGUAGAGGGCUACCAGUGCCAUUUACGGGCAACAACGAUGAUGCUCAAAGUGAUGAUGAAGAAAACCAUGGAAAAGACAAAACCACUACCGAUUUUAGUAACAGCAAGUCAUCGUACAGAGAUGACGAGCAAAUAACUCUAUGCAUUGGCGUUGACUCAAUGCAAAAAAGUUACGAAGAUUUUGCCGUUCCAGCUUUGCAAAGGAAAUACUUACGUUGCUCUGUAAGAGCCAAAUGUGGGCAUUUAAUUAAACUGUUACAGAAAUUGAUAAUUCCUCCGGAAGGGUACGAAGUACAUGUCAAAUGCAAUGGGGUGUUAGUGCCUCUUGAUAAAACUAUGAAAUUUGUUUGGUUGGCACAUUGGAGACAACAGAAGCAGCCGAUGGAUUUAUCUUACCUUUUUGAGAAAAUCAACUGAUAAGACUUUCAGCUUUAGAUGUUUUAGAUGUUUGAUAAAUUUGUGCAGAAGACUCCAAUGAUAUAUGAAACUAAAUAAAAAAUCAAUUUAUGUUAAGUUUGAAAAAAUAUAAAUUCUGGGCCUGGAUUGGAAGGGCAUACAGUAGACUCUAGUUAUAGUAACACCAAAUUUUGCUUGUAAACUUGUGACUGUAAACAGGGGUUUAAUGUAAGUGGAGCUAAAAUUAAAAGUUUUUGGGUCUAAGUUUUAUGUGACUGUAACCAGUAGUGUGACUUUCUGUGGAGUCAACUGUACAAUUGCAAAUAAAUUCACUCACACAAAUUCCCUAGAUAACAGUCAUUAUGGGUGGUAGAUUGCUUGCCUCAAUAAGUCAAAUUUGACCUUGUCAAACACAGCAGUGUCAUCAAAAGCCUCAAGAUCAUUGAUAGAAAAAGAGAUUUUGGACCAUGCCAUUUUUGCUGUGAGAAAAUUCCCUUUCAAGAACAUGUAAUGCAAUUUUACCAAUAGGGUACAUUUAUUUUGGUUUUCCAAAGACAGUCUCAAAAUCAUGAUAUCACAUCACAAAACGAAUACUUUAUUAAAGUAUUACCCCUCCUAAUACAUUUAUCUUCAAAUUCAGAUCAACCACAUAUCAGUUCAUUUGGUCUUUUGUACCUCAAUGGCAUGCAGUAACCACAUGCAAACCUUUUUUUCCUGACCAGGCCCUCAAGCAUUUUGAAUUUUUCAGUAGCAAUUAUAUUAUCUCAAGCAUUCCAGUAGCAAUAAUAUUAAACAUCUUUCAAGUUAUUGUUUUUUGCUGAAGAGAACUAGUUUAUAUUUCUUUAUUAAAUUUUUCUUUGAUAUUUUUCAUUAUCAGUUAGGUAAUUGUGUUUGUGUUUUGUCUGUACAAGUUUCAACUAAAUGCUGCUGAAUCUUAGGUGACAUCGUGCAAAAGUAAAUCUUGCUGGAUCUUCUUCUUAGGGCUUUGUUAUAGUCCACAAGUUUCUUCAAAAAAUAAAUCUACUGAAAUGGUAUUACAUUUAAUAGGAUGCUAAAGCCUGAAGUCAAGAACUAAGCAUGAACCCAUCUAUUCAAGUGAUAACAUUACAUCAUUUCCAGACUUGUAUAUGAUCUUUUAACCAUCAAGCCUAAUGAAAGCCUGUUUAAUGCUAAUGCCCCUACUUUUUUAAAUAUAUGUGAAAAAAUUUAAAAUUCUUCACACACUGUUGAUAACUAGCGGCCUAUUGAGUUAGGAAUAUCAAAACAAGUAGAUUGAAGAUUGUAUUUAUCAAUGCAAAACCACCAUAGACCAGAAAAUAGACUUGCAAAAGUCACCCUCCCCUCUUUGCAAAACAGUGCCUUCCUGCAUAGUUUUUUGGUUUUGAGUCAUUGAUUUGCCUUGCCUCGUCCAGGAGCGUCAAUUUACGUCAGAGGGUCCAUUAUAGGUUUGAUACAUCAUAGCCCCGACCUUGUCUCUACCUGCAGCCUACUGAUUCUGCAAUAGUUCACACACUUUUAUUUUAUAAGAACACACUUUAUAAGAACACUAAGGCUCAAUUUGCCCACAAAAUAAGAACAAGGCUAGAACAUGGUCAGCUUCAGAUGACAAAUUUAAGAAAAAACAAUUCGCAUUUUGAAGUUUUUGUCAUAUCAACAGAACAAAAAAUGCAAUUUAUAAACAUAAAAACAAUUUAUUUUUAAACUUUACCCAGCAAAAAGUCUUAGAAACUAUAUAGAGUAUAGUAUAUGUAACUUCUCAAAUAUUUGCAAAAAAUCACUCUUAAAAUAAGAACAAUUUUCAGAACAUUUGAGCCUAAAAUUAUUGAAAAGUUAAGAACAUCGAGGCUCGGCAAAAAUUAUAGAAAAGAGUGUAUCCUCUGCGAAGGAGGUAACAGGCUGGGAUGACGUUUUCAACGAAAUAAAUUUGGUCUAAACAGUGGAAUAUAAAGGUUAAUUUAUCUUUUUUGGUAACUGUAAGUUAAGAACGUCUAAAGUAGUAAAAUGAGCGUUUAUUAGUCAUGUGGCGUCCAAUUAGCUCCAUGUCUGUAUAUAGAUAUCUUGAUAAAAAUAAGGCAAAACCAAAUCAUAACGGUAUCGGAAUCUUAUUUAGCAAGCGAUUUACUAUCAAAACUUUAAGAAGAGACUUUCGUGGUACUCAAACUAUA